Molecule: messenger RNA, 1239 nt
Organism: Recurvomyces mirabilis
Lineage: Eukaryota; Fungi; Ascomycota; Dothideomycetes; Mycosphaerellales; Teratosphaeriaceae
Exons: 2
Coding region: 1-1239 (412 amino acids)
Biological process (GO): chromate transport
Molecular function (GO): chromate transmembrane transporter activity
Source: RefSeq, a predicted model, not a curated record
AUGUUUGCUUUGGCUCUCGGGGUGGCACGAAUCAACUCAAUCCUUCCUGGUCCGGUCUACGCCCUCUUGUCGGGUCUGAACGCAGCUACAGUUGGCAUUAUCGCGCUCGCUGCUGUCCAGCUUGCUAGUAAGGCUAUUAAAGACCCCCUUACUCGUAUCUUGGUCAUCCUUGGAGCAUGCGCUGGGCUGUGCUACUCUGCCUUGUGGUAUUUUCCGGUAGUCGUGUCAACAGGGGGUGCUGUGACGGCGGUGUGGGAUGUAUGGCUAAGCAGAGCGAUAGGCAAGUUCAGGGCACGGCUCCAACGACGAAGGAUUCGAGCGGCAGCCAAUGGAAUGGACGAGACAGAUCACGGUCAUGCUGCCGUAGACGUUGUAAGACUUGAAACUCUACCACCAACGGCGGCCGCCGGGUCACAACUCGGGUACCGUGGCCAAGGACAAGAUCUUCCGGCGUCAGUCAGCCUAACAGCGGAGGCAGCUUUGACUGUUGAAUAUGAUGACACAACCCCGGCGGGCAGCCCUACUACAACAGGAUACCACGGAGUCUCAGCCUGGCGAGGCUUGGCCGUCAUUACUACAUUCUUCGCGUCCUUCAUCGCCAUCCUUGUCCUCCGUAGCGUGCUGAAGAAUCCGCCGCGGCCGCUUGAUCUCUUCGCCAACAUGUACCUAGCAGGCACUAUCAUCUUCGGGGGUGGUCCAGUCGUCAUUCCUCUUCUGCGUGAAUACGUGGUGCAGCCGGGCUGGGUAUCUCCUCGCGACUUCCUGCUGGGUCUGGCAAUCAUUCAAGCCUUUCCGGGCCCAAACUUCAACUUUGCUGUUUAUCUGUCCACCUUAGCGAUGCGGAGUAGUGCCGCCCAGAACUACCCUCCCGUCCUUGGCGCUGUACUGGGCCUUGUGGGCAUAUUCUCGCCAGGAAUUUUCAUAGCAUACUGCGUACAAGGUCUAUGGCGCCUACUGAGGACGAAACCGGUCGUUGCUGCCACUUUACGUGGGGUCAACGCCACGGCCGUGGGCUUGAUAUUCACUGCGGUGUACCGACUAUGGGAGCAAGGCUAUCUCAUGCCACAACGUAGCAACGGGCAGAGUCUGGCAAUGGAGCCCUGGUGGGUCGUAGUGGCUACCGUAGCCUAUUCUGGUAGCUGUUGGUUUCGCUUACCGCCAGCUGUGUCUAUCAUGGCCGGAGGUACGCUAGGGCUAUUGUGGUAUGCUGCUACCCAGAUGAAGGAUGAUCACUCAUGA